Aspergillus udagawae is the source of this 2217-nucleotide messenger RNA. RefSeq names its product rRNA (cytosine-C5-)-methyltransferase NOP2. Gene Ontology annotation, biological process: maturation of LSU-rRNA; rRNA base methylation. The transcript has a single exon. Gene Ontology annotation, cellular component: nucleolus. The record is from RefSeq and is a predicted model, not a curated record. The coding region runs from base 1 to 2217 and encodes 738 amino acids. Gene Ontology annotation, molecular function: RNA binding; rRNA (cytosine-C5-)-methyltransferase activity. Lineage: Eukaryota; Fungi; Ascomycota; Eurotiomycetes; Eurotiales; Aspergillaceae.
AUGGGAAAGGGUCGCCGUAUGAAGAAGCAGGGCCCUCCGGCCCCGCUGGAUGAGUCGAAAAUUACCCUGUACAAGAAGCGCAAGGCAGGAGAUGUCGAAUCCAAGUCGGAGUCGGGCAAGAAGCGGAGGAGAGCCGAAGAUGAAGAAGAGGUUCUGAAGGCUGUUCCUAAGAAGAAGGUUAAUGGAGCGGCCAAAGGAAAGGAAAUUAAGGCUGAGACUGCCGUUGUCAGCAAGAAGGAUGUGAAGAGCAAGAACAAACCCGCGAAGCAGGAGAAGCCUACAUUUAUGGACUCGGACGACGAAGAUAUGUCGGAUCUCGAUGACGAUGAGAUGGUUGAGGAUGAAUUUGAUGACUUAGAUGGCGUCAGUGACGGAUCUAUGGAUAGUCAGGAAGAGAUAGAUUCUGAUGAGGAGGAAGAGGACGAGGACUCGGUCAUGGAUUCGGAGGAAGAAGACCACCCACGGGAGGCCAUGUUCUCCGACGACGAGGAUCUGUCCGACGCAGAGGAGAAGCUCACAGCCGCCAACAUCGAGGGACUGUCCCGGAAAUUGGAUGAAGCCAGACAGGCGGAAGAGGAGGAGGCGGAGCGCGAGUUACAGGAGGCUGCUAUGCAGACCAACAUCGCAGGUGACCGCCCGGAUGUCUUUGCUGAUGCCGAGGGCAAGCCUGGUCUGGCCCCUGACCUCCAAUUGCUCCGCACGAGAAUCACAGACACUAUUCGAAUUUUGGGCGAUCUGAAGUCGCUCGGACAACCGGGCAAAUCCCGCGCCGAUUACCUGCAACUGCUCCUGGACGACAUCUGCACGUAUUACGGCUACACCCCAUUCCUCGCGGAGAAGCUGUUCAACCUUUUCACCCCUAUGGAGGCGUUCGCCUUCUUCGAAGCUAACGAAACUCCUCGUCCUGUCGUCAUCCGUACAAACACGCUGCGUACCAAUAGACGAUCUCUGGCACAAGCCCUCAUCAACCGAGGCGUGGUCCUUGAACCCGUCGGUAAGUGGUCCAAGGUCGGUCUGCAAGUCUUCGAGUCCGCGGUGCCUCUUGGUGCCACCCCCGAGUACCUGGCCGGCCACUACAUCCUGCAGGCCGCCUCAUCUUUCCUCCCCGUGAUGGCGCUGGCCCCACAACCCAACGAACGGGUUCUCGAUAUGGCCGCCGCCCCCGGUGGUAAGACGACGUACAUCUCGGCCCUGAUGCGCAACACCGGCUGCGUCAUCGCCAACGAUGCCAGCAAGCCCCGUGCCAAGGGUCUGAUCGGUAACAUCCACCGUCUCGGCUGCAAGAACACCAUCGUCACGAACCUGGACGCCCGGACCGCCUUCCCCAAGGCCCUCGGCGGCUUCGACCGCGUCCUCCUCGAUGCCCCUUGCACCGGCACAGGCGUCAUCGCCAAGGACCCCAGCGUCAAGACCUCCAAGAACGAACGCGACUUCCUCGCCAUCCCCCACAUGCAACGCAACCUCCUCCUCGCUGCCAUCGACUCCGUCGACCACGCCUCGAAAACAGGCGGCUACAUCGUCUACUCCACCUGCUCCGUCACCGUCGAAGAAAAUGAAGCAGUCGUGCAGUACGUCCUCCGCAAACGCCCCAACGUCAAGCUCGUCGACACCGGGCUCGGCGACUUCGGCUCUCCCGGUUUCACCAGCUACAUGGGCAAGAAGUUCGACCCCAAGAUGACCCUCACCCGCCGCUACUUCCCGCACCGCGAGAACGUCGACGGUUUCUUCGUCUGCAAACUUAAGAAGACCGGCCCCACCCCGACGCCCAACGCCUCCGCCGACGGUGCUCCCGCCACAGCAGCCGAUAAACCUGCCAAGAAGGCCGACGACGAAGUGGUCGACAAGACACCCAUCCUGAACGAGGACGGCACGACCCUCGACAUUGAGGGCGGCGCCUUCGGCCCCUUCGACGAAGACGAGGAUCAGGAGCGCAUUGCUCGCGCGGAGCGCAACCGCCUGCGCCGGAAGGGUCUCGACCCCAAGGCUGUACUGAACAAGCCCAAGAAAUCUUCAUCUGAGAAAGCGGAUGCCACAAAACAGGAGGAGAGCAAGAAAGAGUCUACCGCUGAGAAGGGGGACGAGAAGGCCGCAAAAAAGUCUGACAAGAAGGCGGACAAGAAGGCUGACAAGAGCAAGACGGACUCUGACUCCAAGGGCAGCAAGAAGAACAAGAAGAAGACAGCGAGCAGUAGUCCGGGCAAGAAAGCUGGCAAAUAG